Messenger RNA from Sipha flava (yellow sugarcane aphid), 1751 nucleotides. RefSeq lists its product as uncharacterized. NCBI's taxonomy places the organism in Eukaryota, Metazoa, Arthropoda, Insecta, Hemiptera, Aphididae. Gene Ontology annotation, molecular function: RNA endonuclease activity; single-stranded DNA endonuclease activity; nucleic acid binding. Gene Ontology annotation, cellular component: mitochondrial inner membrane; nucleus. The record is from RefSeq and is a predicted model, not a curated record. The transcript is spliced from 4 exons. Bases 88 to 1584 code for a protein of 498 amino acids. Gene Ontology annotation, biological process: apoptotic DNA fragmentation.
AUACUGACCAGACAUACUGAUCAGACAUACUGAUCAGACAUACUGAUCAGGCAUACUGACCAAACUAAAGUUCUACAAAAUAUAAAAAUGAAUUUGGUUAAACUCUCCGUUUUAAUUAUUUUUUCGUGUCUAUGUCCAACAGAAAUAUAUUCUAAGGACACUGCGUUUGAUAAAUAUAAAAAAGGAAAGAUGAUUGUACCCCAAUCGGAAUAUAGUUGUAUCCUGCCCAUGGUGAAUGAUAAUAAGGAGAGAAUGCCUGUUCCCUUCAAGAUUUUUGGAACGCAAACUGUGAUGCAGUAUCCAAACAUGAACGAUUUAUUGAUAAUGGAGAAAGGUGACACCCUUAGACUAUUGUGCGCGAAAUCUCGAUUCUUGCAUUUCCAUCUAAAGUAUUUCGACGAAGUGGAGGUCCGCUGCAUGGGAAACAACAAUCUGGAACUCGAUGGUCUUUAUUACUUUUUUGAUGAGUUCGAGUGCCAAUCGAUGCCCAAAUCGGAUGUGUUUACUACUAAUCAAACGUGUCAUUCGAACAAACAUUUCAUGAACAUUGUCGGUUUUGCCUCCCAUUACGGAGUUAUCCCGGUUUAUGCAUUUUGCUAUAACCCCGUUAACAAGGACACUGCUUACACGUGGUACUAUGUUAAAGUACCGUACAAGAAUUCGAACCAAGAAUUCAACAUAACAAAUCUGCCGUUCAUCAAUCCCGAAAAUUUUUACAACAAAAUAUCCGUGGAUUUAUUGUACACCGUCGAAUAUCAAAAUUACACCUUCAGUGAGUUACUCAAAACGAAGGAAUUAGCAGAAAAGUACAUAAGACCCGAAAACGGUAGCUAUCUGAUCCCAGGUCAAUUAGCUUCCCCAAGGGAUUUUUUCUACAUUUUCGAACAGGUUGCAACGUUUUACUUCAUGAACACGGCACCCCGAUGGAAAAAGUUCAACGACGACCAUUGGACCGUUCUGGAGGAAUCAGUGCGGUAUUGGAUGAGUGAGAACGAUCACCGGUACAUGAUCGUGUCCGGCACGUACGGCUGGCUCUCGCUGACCACCGCGAACGCGGACCGGCGCCGUAUAUUCAUGGACGAAUCGGAACAGAUACCGGUGCCGGAGGUCUUCUGGAAACUGAUGUACGACAUCGAUCGAAUGGAUGGAAUAGUGUUCAUGGGCACGAACAGCCCGCACGAGGAAGAAGAAUCAAAGAAUUCGUUCUUGUGCGAGAACAUAUGCAAGAACCGUCGCGGGAACAAUAAUAUGUCACCCGAGUUGUUCUAUGCCCCGGAUUCGAUCUAUUGCUGCGAUUUGAGUGGGUUCCAGUUGAUGUACGGUGAAUUGCAGCCAGUCAAGGUUGUGAAAUACUUAAGGGAACAAAUAGAAGCGAGGCAAAAGGUGGAGAAAACGCCGGUUAUCAUAACGAAAUCCACCAAUUUACUGAAGGAAAAGAAACACACCGAGUCGCUAAGGAUAGAGGAUUACCUCUAUUCGUCGGAGGAAAAAAAACACACCAAGUCGCCGGAGGAAAAAAAACACACCAAGUCGCCGGAGGAAGGCGAAUCGACGGAGGGUUGUACGAAUUUGAAUAUUUAUUGAAUAUUCGAUCGUUCGUCUUGAAUAAGUGGAAAACGAUACUAGAUCGUGCUCCGUCGUCCGUGAACAAACGGACCCCACGCGCCCGACACGUCGUGCAUAGUUACUCAUUUGUUUAAUAUACUCGGUUUAUAGCUGCCGGUACAAUACAUACUAAAUUAUUCAUCAUC